CGAACAUCAUUCAAGGCUCACUUGCCGUGUCGUACAGUCGCACGUUUUGAAUUUCUAUCGCACUCGAUAAAAUAUCUCAAUGUGAUUUAAGUUUCGGGUUUUUGUUUUUCGCUUUGCUCUUUCGUUGCGUUCAGUUCGGUUCCGUUUUGUUUAUCGACGACAGUGUCUGGCGAACAGGAUUUCAGUCGUUCGUUUGAGCUCGUUGCGCAUACAUCGGAACGAAGGAAGUGAAACAAGUGAUUAGCUGUUCAAGAAAACGAACGCCGUUCAAUCUGAAUAUAACACAGUGCUUUGUUGUGGGUGACAAAAAAAGACAAACCAAUUCAUAAAUGGAAUAACAAGCAAGGAUUAAGUGAUUUCAAAGUGCAAAAGGAUUAAAAGACAAUUUUGUGAUUCGCUUGAGGCGAAUUUGGAAAAUAUUCAAACUGAAGAUUAAGUGAACUAUGCCAACAUCCAUCAUGCAGAAAAACUACAGCCAUUGCCCGCUCAAGAAGCGACCAGUUUUCAUUCGUGAGGAGGAAUCCAAAAAUGACUCCGAAUCUGACAUGGAACCAGAGAACCUCAGCACAAAGCCAGAGGAUCUUUCCAUGAAGAAGAAAAGGGCUCGCUCAGAGUCUCCUGUUCCAGUUGUAAUCAAAGCUGAGGAUACUUUGCCAACACCACCGCCAUCGUCCUCUCCCGAUCCAACAGAAAUCAAAUCUCCGAUUUCAGUUCCUACUCCAAUCUACGGAUCACACCCAUCAAUUUAUUACCCUCCUUCACGAUCUCCUUCCUCCCCGGCAGAGCCACUGCACAACUUCUACAAAUCCGCUCCUAAUGUGUACUCCGGAUAUCCCCAUUUCCCAUACCCGAUGCCAUAUCCUUCCGAUCUGUACAAUUUGGCGUACCACCACCACAUUUCGCCCCCACGUUCGGAACCACUGUCCCCAUACGGACAGCGCGAAAGUUCGGUAUCGCCACCACAUCCUGCGAUGUACACUCGCCAAGAAUCGAUCUCACCACCCACCAUGGUUCCGGCCUACCCAGCCUCCGAGCUGCGGUUAAACCAGAACAACAACAUCAUCAAGUCGGAAUCUUUCGCCCGGCAGCACCGCUACAUGCCAUACAGUCUCAGCCAUCAUCACCAGCUCAUGAUGCCUGUAGAACAUCCCACACUAUCGCCAACCUCCAGCCACACCUCGUUCAAUUCGUACCUUUCGUCGAAUCGUUCGCUUUCACCGGCACGAUCCAGCUCGUCGACCGUUUCCGAAGAAAACAACAACACCAGCUCAUCACCAUCGAUCCUCACCGAAAAGUCCACCUCCAACUCCAACAUUCAGAAAGUGAAAAGUGAGAAAUCCAGUAGCAAAACGAGUGUUGGUUCCAGUGGUGCUCCCCGAUACCAAUGUCCGGAUUGUGGUAAGUCCUACUCGACCUAUUCCGGCCUGUCGAAGCAUCAGCAGUUCCACUGCCCGGCAGCGGAAGGCAAUCAAGCUCAGAAGAUUUUCGUCUGCAAAGACUGUGACAAGCCGUACAAAACUCUCGGUGCCCUAAAGAUGCACAUCCGCACUCACACGCUUCCAUGCAAGUGCAAGCUCUGUGAUAAGGCUUUCUCACGACCGUGGCUGCUGCAGGGACACAUCCGGACCCACACCGGUGAAAAGCCAUUCAUCUGCAAGCUCUGCUCCCGUGCCUUCGCCGAUCGAUCCAACCUGCGAGCCCACCAGCAGACCCACGAGGACGUGAAACGCUUCAAGUGCCCAUCAUGUACCAAAUCUUUCUCGCGGUUGCCGCUCCUCACCAAGCACACCGAAAGUGGAUGCCCCGGAAUCCAGCUGGGGUCGCAAGUGGUUCCUGAAUCUCCCUCGCACUCACCCCAGGAUGAUAAAUACAUUCCAACGGUGCUGCCCCAUAGUAAUAUCGCCUGCUACUAAGGACCAGUAGCCGGAACCAACCGAAAAUUCAACGAAAGUGCCUUUUUGGUCGUCACAAAACAAAAAAAAAACAAUUUUACAAAACAGAGUUCACCGCAAAAGACUGAAACUUAUUGCCACCGCGAUUGAUUAGAUUUUUAUUGCCUAUAUCGAAGUGUGCUACAGAAACAGAGAGAGUGAGUCAGAGAAGAUAGUGAAGGGUGACCGAGUGAGGAACAGUUCAAUGUUUGUAAAUAGGCUAUUUAUUCGUGAAAUUUAUUUUCCGAUUAAGCAUUUCGAGUUUUCGCAAAAUUAACCAAAAAUAGCGUGUUUUUCCUGGUAGAAAUUCAAACGUCACAAAAAUUGUUUUUAGUUGUUGUAAGUUAUUUAUUUUACCAUCAAAAAUCGAAAAACUCUUGAGUUACUGCUGGUCGCUUUCUCCGCCGAUCUUCGGAUUCCAGGAGAGGGCUAAAUCACUUUCAUGAAAGUUUCUAAACUAGUCAGCUAGGAUAAUUCUAUAUGUAAACUACUUAAUUUCCUCUCAUUUUAAAACUAUUUUUUAAAAUUGUAAGCUAGGAUCAACUUAAGUUGUCUCAAAUCAGACCUAUUUCAAAAAGGAUCUCAGUUGUAUGAAAUUCCUAUCGAGAGUGUGUGCGAGUUCAGGGAGAGUAUUCAGUAACGUGCCUUUUUAGACUUGAGAAAAAAGACAAAUCAGAUCAACUUUUCAUGCAAAAGAAACUGAUGCAUUUCAAAACGCCAUUUAUAUUUACCCAGGAGUAAAACGUAAUCAUGACAAAUUAGCCUUAAGCCCUUUGAAAAAAAAAACGAUCGCUCUCUACUCUACACUAUAAGUAAGAAAACUGAAAGAUCAAUUGUACAGUUCCGCGUAUUUUUCUCUUAGCAGAUACCCUUCGCCCUAAGCAGAACUUUAAUAUAUUUUGUUUUUAUUGUCUAGUGUUUAAGGAUUUUUACAAACAAUAAGAAAACAACAAAACAUCAAAUCAAUACAAAAUAAAAACGACACAAACCUGUGUUUGAAAAAUUAAA
Messenger RNA from Armigeres subalbatus, 2939 nucleotides. Its product is annotated as protein escargot-like. The transcript has 2 exons. Gene Ontology annotation, biological process: regulation of DNA-templated transcription. Gene Ontology annotation, molecular function: RNA polymerase II cis-regulatory region sequence-specific DNA binding; DNA-binding transcription factor activity, RNA polymerase II-specific. NCBI's taxonomy places the organism in Eukaryota, Metazoa, Arthropoda, Insecta, Diptera, Culicidae. The record is from RefSeq and is a predicted model, not a curated record. Bases 444 to 1913 code for a protein of 489 amino acids.